AUGUACCGCCCCCACCUGCCCCGCAGGUAUGCCUUCAACAUCGCCUUCAACCUGCUCAACAAGUCCACCCUCAACAUCUUCCCCGCCCCCUGGUUCCUGGCCACAUUCCAGCUCAUCGCCUCGGGCGCCUUCAUGUGCACGCUGUGGGCGCUGCGCCUGCAGCCGGUGCCGCGCGUCAGCUGGGGCGACAUCCGCGCGCUGGCGCCCGUGGCCCUCUUCCACACCAUCGGCCACGUCUCCGCCUGCCUGUCCUUCUCGCAGAUGGCGGUGUCGUUUGCGCACGUGGUCAAGUCUGCAGAGCCGGUGCUGUCGGUGGUGCUGGCGCAGGUCAUCCUGGGCGAGGUGUAUCCCUACUACGUCUGGCUCUCCCUGCUGCCCAUCAUCGCGGGCUGCUCGCUGGCGGCCAUGAAGGAGGUCUCUUUUGCCUGGUCCGGCUUCAACAACGCCAUGGUGUCCAACGUGGGCAUGGUGCUGCGCAACAUCUACUCCAAGAAGUUCCUGGGCCAGCUCAAUCUGGAUGGCAUCAACCUGUUUGCCAUCCUGUCCAUCAUCUCCAUCUUCUACUGCCUGCCCUGCGCGCUGGUGCUGGAGGGUGGGUGCCCGCGCCCUGCUGCCUGCCUGCACGACCUGGCGGCCUUCAUCAAGCUGCUGGCAGCGGGCGGCCUCUUCUACCACCUGUACAACCAGGCCUCCUACAUGGUGCUAGACCAAGGCAUCUCGCCAGUCACCUUCUCGGUGGGCAACACCAUGAAGCGCGUGGCGGUGGUCGUCUCCUCGGUCCUCUUCUUUAAGAACCCGGUGUCGAUCCUCAACUGGGUGGGCAGCAUGGUGGCGCUGUUGGGCACCGGCCUCUACUCGCUGGCCAAGCAGAAGGCGUCGGACGAGGCCAAGGCGCAGGCCAAGGCGAGGAGCAGGAGCGUGAGCCCCACGCCUUGGCGCGACCUGCCGCCCCGCGGCUAG
Chlorella variabilis is the source of this 960-nucleotide messenger RNA. RefSeq lists its product as hypothetical. Lineage: Eukaryota; Viridiplantae; Chlorophyta; Trebouxiophyceae; Chlorellales; Chlorellaceae. The coding region runs from base 1 to 960 and encodes 319 amino acids. Gene Ontology annotation, molecular function: antiporter activity. The transcript has 10 exons. The record is from RefSeq and is a predicted model, not a curated record. Gene Ontology annotation, cellular component: Golgi apparatus.